GAAUUUAGGCCUACGUGAGAUCCCGUGGCGGACAUCCGGUCUCUUUUUCGUGGCGGACCGUCGUUGGGCCGGUUUGGCAAAAUGAAGCUAAACAUCUCAUUCCCAGCUACUGGCUGCCAGAAACUCAUUGAAGUGGACGAUGAACGCAAGCUCCGUACCUUCUAUGAGAAGCGCAUGGCCACUGAGGUGGCUGCUGACCCCCUGGGAGAUGAAUGGAAGGGUUACGUGGUGCGCAUCAGCGGAGGCAAUGACAAACAGGGCUUCCCCAUGAAGCAGGGUGUGCUUACGCACGGCCGUGUGCGCCUGCUGCUCAGCAAGGGCCACUCCUGCUACCGCCCCCGCAGGACUGGCGAGCGCAAGCGCAAAUCUGUCCGCGGCUGCAUCGUAGACGCCAACCUCAGCGUUCUCAACUUGGUCAUUGUCAAGAAAGGCGAGAAGGAUAUCCCCGGGCUGACCGACAGCACCGUUCCCCGUCGCCUCGGUCCUAAAAGGGCCAGCAAAAUCCGCAAACUCUUCAACUUGGCCAAGGAGGAUGACGUUCGACAAUAUGUUGUGAGGAGACCCCUGACCAAGGAAGGCAAGAAGCAGAGGUCCAAGGCUCCCAGAAUCCAGAGACUGGUGACCCCUCGUGUGCUGCAGCAUAAACGCCGCCGUAUUUCCCUCAAGAGGCAGCGCACCCAGAAGAACAAAGAGGAGGCGUCAGAGUACGCCAAGUUGCUGGCUAAGAGGAUGAAGGAAGCCAAAGAGAAGCGCCAGGAACAGAUCGCCAAGAGGCGCCGCCUUUCUUCUCUCAGGGCAUCCCAAUCCAAGUCUGAGUCCAGCCAAAAGUGAACUUAGUCAAAUAAAAUGUUUGGUCUAAA
This is a messenger RNA of Corythoichthys intestinalis (scribbled pipefish), 860 nucleotides long. RefSeq names its product ribosomal protein S6 (gene rps6). Gene Ontology annotation, biological process: translation. The transcript is spliced from 6 exons. The record is from RefSeq and is a predicted model, not a curated record. Gene Ontology annotation, molecular function: structural constituent of ribosome. Lineage: Eukaryota; Metazoa; Chordata; Actinopteri; Syngnathiformes; Syngnathidae. The coding region runs from base 82 to 831 and encodes 249 amino acids. Gene Ontology annotation, cellular component: ribosome.